CGAUGACCAUAUGGUCUAGUCCGCGCGCCCGCACUCACUUCCUCUAUUUGUGGCGGUUUCGUUUCAACUGCUUCGCCAUUGUCUCAAUAAACAAAAGAGUUCUUAAGAACAAGAGAGAUGGCAACAGUGAAAAGGAUCAAGCUGGGUUCACAGGGUCUUGAAGUAUCAGCACAGGGACUUGGAUGCAUGGGCAUGUCUGCCUUCUACGGCCCUCCAAAGCCUGAAUCGGACAUGAUCGCCCUCAUCCACCAUGCUGUCAACACCGGGGUCACUCUACUUGACACCUCCGAUGUCUAUGGACCCCACACCAACGAAAUCCUUCUGGGCAAGGCCUUGAAGGCAGGAAUAUUACGAGAGAGAGUUGAAUUAGCCACCAAAUUUGGCGUCAACUUUAAGGACGGCAAUGCGGAGGUUCGAGGGGAUCCUGCUUAUGUGAGAGCUGCUUGCGAGGCCAGCUUGAAACGCCUUCAACUUGACUGUAUUGAUCUUUAUUACCAACAUCGCAUUGAUACCAGCGUUCCUAUUGAAGCUACGAUGGGGGAACUCAAGAAACUAGUUGAAGAAGGUAAAAUAAAGUACAUAGGUCUGUCUGAGGCCUCUGCUUCAACAAUCAGAAGAGCUCACGCUGUUCAUCCGAUAACAGCCGUGCAAUUGGAGUGGUCACUGUGGUCAAGAGCUGUGGAGGAAGAGAUUGUUCCUACCUGCAGAGAACUUGGCAUUGGGAUUGUUGUGUACAGUCCUCUAGGACGGGGAUUCUUUUCCACUGGGCCUAAGUUGGUUGAGAGCUUCUCUGAGGGUGAUUACAGAAAGGACAUGUCUAGGUUUCGACCUGAAAAUCUGGACCAUAAUAGACAUUUAUUUGAGCGGGUUAAUGAAAUCGCAGCAAGGAAACAAUGCACUCCAUCGCAGCUGGCUUUGGCCUGGUUACACCAUAGAAAUACCGGUGAUGAUGUAUGUCCUAUUCCUGGAACCACCAAGAUCGAAAACUUCAACCAGAAUGUUGGAGCUCUGUCUGUAAGACUAACACUAGAAGAAAUGGCUGAACUCGAAUCAAUCGCUUCUUCAAAUGCUGUAAGGGGAGAUAGGUCUGACGAUGGCUUCUCUACGUUCAAGGAUUCAGAUACUCCACCUCUUUCAUCAUGAAAAGCUGUAUAGAAGGCAUGCUGCCAUGCCAUGUUGUCUUGCUGCUAGCUACUCUUGGAUUUCAGCUGCCUUUGAAGUUUUUGAAAAUUGUAUGUACCCUCUCUGAACUUCUGAAGAGAAUAAAUGGUCCUGUAAUCUAAUAUUAUAGUAUAUUAUGUAUUAAAGACUUGUGAAUAAAUGGUCCUGUAAUCUAA
This is a messenger RNA of Populus euphratica (Euphrates poplar), 1337 nucleotides long. RefSeq names its product probable aldo-keto reductase 2. NCBI's taxonomy places the organism in Eukaryota, Viridiplantae, Streptophyta, Magnoliopsida, Malpighiales, Salicaceae. The record is from RefSeq and is a predicted model, not a curated record. The transcript is spliced from 5 exons. The coding region runs from base 118 to 1143 and encodes 341 amino acids. Gene Ontology annotation, cellular component: cytoplasm.